GAGAGUUGAGCCGUCUACGCCACCAGCGAAAGCAGAAAAGGUUUCAAAGGUGGAAACGCCUGAGCAGAUUGUUGAACCGUCUACGCCAGAAUCCAAGGCAGAUUUAUGGGCAAAGUUUGGGACACCAGCGCGCACUCCUCGCAAAGACCUCAACUCCAACCUGCUUCGUGGGGCCAUUGUCUUUGUCGAUGUUCACACAAGCGAAGGCGCGGAUGCGAGUGGCAUCUUUGUUGAGCUGCUCACCCAGAUGGGCGCCCGGUGUCUGCAAAAAUGGAACUGGAACCCCAACAGCGCAAGCAACAGCGAGUCAACUAAAGUGGGCAUCACCCACGUCGUCUUCAAAGAUGGCAGUAAGCGGACUCUGGAGAAGGUCAGGGAGGCCAACGGAGUGGUCCAGUGCGUGGGUGUGAGCUGGGUGCUGGACUGCGAGCGUGACAACGAGUGGCUUGACGAGUCGCCAUACCAUAUCGACACAAGCUACGUUCCUCGCGGAGGCGCACGCCGCCGGAAGAGCAUGGAACCCAAGACUGUCUCUAACCAGAACGGCUCUGCAGUCAGCGGUUCGCCCAAGGGGAGGCGGGAGUCGGCGCCUCCUGCUUCAUCUUCUCCCAAAACACCCAAUCGUAGGCAGAGCAGCAUCUGGAUCCACACGCCGUCCGAUACUAGCGAGGAGCAGGAGGAGAAGGAAGAAGAGGACAUUGAAUGGUCCAACCUGAUUCUGACCCCUGUGCCCAAGACGCCGGCUCCAGAAGCGCUUAUGAAGUUUGCUACUGAGACACCGUCCAACCUUGAAGACGUGGAUGAAUAUGAGGAUGACGAGAGCCCGUCGUUGAGGAGAGAAGAGUUGAUGACGCGAACCUGUCCACCCAAGGCACAAAGGUUUGUGGAGCUCGGCGGUGGCAUUCUGUCCAGGGACAGUGAUGAGAAUGUGAUGAUGCGGCUGAUGGCUGCUCGGCGCAAGAGUUUGCAGUUUGCGCCCAAGGUGGGCAGUCCCCUGGCCAAGAUGUGGCAGUAGGGGUUGGUAGUAUAUGGCAACAAUGAGCUUGGACAGUCGGUGUAAAUCGAAGUCCCUUCAUUUUUCAGCUGAUAUUUUUUUUUUCUUUGGCUCGGGUCUUGCCCGAUGAUGAACGUUGACGGCUAUUUUCAUGGAUCAUGGGGAAACGGACACACAGAACAGAAAAAACAGACAGACAGAGACGCUUGCAUUGGUUUAGUCACUCACUUUGGAAAAAAAAAAACAAAAGGGGAAAUCUUUAUGACACAAAUAAGGCAAUGAAAUGGGCGAUGAGGCGUUUUGAGGUGUUGAGAUAUCACACAUUGGUAUUGUUUAUAAGGGCGUGGCAAGCGGACAGAUGUUGGAACUCACAAGCCGCCUUUAUUUAGCUGAAGGUCAUGAAUAUAAACAUGAAAAAGUACAUGUAAUUUUACUUGCUCGCUACUAAUCUAGUCGUGACGUGAUUCCCGGUUUGAUCCUUGGCUGGCGGGGAUGAUGUGUUGGUUGAUUCUAAUCGCCUUUUGUGUUGAUUGCUGUAGAUGGUCUAGUAACAGACAAAGCCAAGUCAUUGCUGCAGCCCGUAGUCAUGUCGAAGACUCGAGGUAUCGAAACAUUUGCGAAUCGGUGUGUGUCUUUAGCAAUUGAAGGCCAUAAUAUUCUCCACGCGGCAGUAACAAGUCUUUGUUAAAACAAACCGCAGGGCAACCACUUUUGUAGUUGUAGGUAUUUCUCUUUCUUUAUUUCGUCCAAAGUCGUGGUUUCAGUUACACAUGUAUAUCGUCUUUUUUUCUCUUUCUCUUUUUUCCUUUCCUUCCUUGUUUUUCUUUGUUUUGCUCAUCCUCUCGCUGCAGCCCUCAGCGUAGCAACAGCAUCCCCAUCAUGUGCCUUUAGCAGCUCCGUCGCCCUUGCCUUUGUCACCUCCAGCUCGUCCACCACGAGGGCCACGUCCGCGGCGUCGACCUUGACGUUCUUUUUAACCGCCGCGGGUGCAGCAGCAGCAGCAGCAGCAGAAGCAGUGUUGGCGGCGGGCUUCUUGGCCUUGUCGUCGCCGAGCUUGAGCAUGGCCUGGGAGACGGCCUCGGAGUUGACGUUGUCGUUGGAGGGCGUGGCUGCUGCGUCCGAGGGCGUAUCGAGCGAGGCGAGGGCCGAGGCGGCUUUGCGGUCUUCGGCGUUUUUGGGGAGGGGCGGCUGGUCUGAGGCGUCGGCGGAGGACAUUUUGGUGGGUUGUUGGAUGGUUGGGUUUGUGUUUUUGUUUACUUGAAGUUUGGAGCUUGGGAGAGGAAAAGCAGUUGGUGGUUGAGAAAAGAUACUUGGGUGAUGUACCUUGAGCUUGGGCUUUGGGAGGAGGGGGUCUUUUUAGGAGGGGUAGAUGGAGGUGCUGCUUACAUGGAUGAGAUUUGAUGCAACCCGCCAAGUAUAACAACAAUACUCUCUUCUUGUGUCUUUAACAGGAAUAUAUUCCAAGAGUAUGAAAUAAAAGAGCUCCAAAAGUGUUUCUGCCAAUUCCUGAACGAACUCGUCACUGUUUAGUAGUAUAGGCACAGGCACUCAAAUCAUGUACUAACCUAGUGCUUUUCAGCCUAGCUUAUGACAUGUCCAUAUAGCUCGUCCACUCUAAUAGAACCAAUCUGCUAUAUUUGAUAUUCUUAUCAUCUUCUACUACUUCUAUUUCCAUUUAGAUUCGUCUUUAGCUCAUAAUUAAAGUAUUCUUUGGCCUUGUGCUCUGGUUGGAUCCCUGAUGCUGAGCUUAUGCAACUGAUGCGGGCCUUUUCACUAAAAUGACAACUUGGGCGCUACCAACUCAAUAGCAGAAACGCAAUAAUGAAGGAUUACCCCAGAUAUUGUGUCAUUGUGCCUGUAAGACGUUGAUAGCAUCCUAGAAACAACGUUGGUGGCGGCAGAGUACAAUAGGAUGACUAACCAUUUUGCACGGCAUGUGGCAUCGCCUCUAAUUGGCCAAUGCAAGGAUCAUCGUUCCAAAGAAAAGAAGGAAAAAAAAAAAAUUCUAAAAAAAGGUACGUACUCAAUGACAGCUGCCGUACCAACGAUUUCAAUCCCGAAACCUGGAAUGUCCCACUGACUCAUAUUUCAUAUUAACCGCCCAUCUUUCUGUGUUUUCUCACAGAUCAAUUUACACCAGGGCUUAAAUUUGGGUGCGUGCAUCUGGCGAGUCGUUUUGUUUUUGGCUUCUGAAAAAGUAAUUUGCUGCAAAGACAUCUUCAUCAGACAGGGACCAAGACAGACAGACAGGCCUUUUGG
Trichoderma atroviride IMI 206040 is the source of this 3253-nucleotide messenger RNA. NCBI's taxonomy places the organism in Eukaryota, Fungi, Ascomycota, Sordariomycetes, Hypocreales, Hypocreaceae. The record is from RefSeq and is a predicted model, not a curated record.